Messenger RNA from Odobenus rosmarus divergens (Pacific walrus), 2367 nucleotides. RefSeq names its product kelch domain containing 7A (gene KLHDC7A). NCBI's taxonomy places the organism in Eukaryota, Metazoa, Chordata, Mammalia, Carnivora, Odobenidae. Gene Ontology annotation, molecular function: protein binding. The record is from RefSeq and is a predicted model, not a curated record. The transcript has a single exon. The coding region runs from base 25 to 2367 and encodes 780 amino acids.
GAGGCCCAGGACUGGCAUUUGGACAUGCAGCUGACAGGCAAGGCGGUGCUGUCCGCCGCUGCCCUGCUCCUGGUGACCAUGGCCUACAGGCUGUACAAGUCGAGGCCUGGCCAGGCCCCACGGUGGGGCAGGAACGCCAAGGCUGAGGCCAAUGAGGAGGCCGAGGACUCCGGGCAGCCUGCAGUCCAGGGGGCUGCCCCCGGGGCGCCGCACUGGGCGCUGAGACGCCGGAGGGCAAGCAAGGAGACCAGAGAGGCGCCAGGCCGUGGCUGGGAGAAUCAGGGCGACUCCCAAGUCCUGGCAACGGGACGCUCUCCCAAAGACUCAGAAGCCCAAGAGGCUCGGGAGCCCGCGGAGAAAGGCGCUGGUGAGGAAGGGGGUGGGCGGCACCCGGACUCUGAGCUGGCGCCUCCUGGCUGCAGUGGCUGGGAAGCCGGGACAGCUACUGGCCCUACGCCCGAGCGGCCCCACCACCCCCAUUUGGGCAGCGAGUCCCAGAGCUCCCACGCUGGCCUCGCCACAGCAGCCGGCUGCAGUGAGGGCGGCGAGCCUGCCCUGUGGCUGGACAGGGCCCCCCCGGGGCAGCCAGGGCCCCGGGAGCAGGAGGCCGCUCCCACCGACUGGAUGGCCCACGUGGAAGACAAGAGCGACGUGAGCAAGAGCUGGGUCUUCACCCGCGUGACGGGGGUCCACAGGGAAGAGGCCAGGGCCCUCCAGGCCGCCAUGGACAUGGGCCUGACCCUGCCUCGGCAGGAGGGAGCUUCCAGCACCUCCUACAUCUACUCAUCGGUGGCCAGGGUUUGCGUGGAGGAGAAUUUCCUACAGGACAAGGGGGAGGCGGCCAGGCCCAGGCUGAAGGGCAAGGUGUACGAUUACUAUGUGGAAUCCACCUCCCGAGCCACCUCCAAGGGCAGGCUGGCCCCCAGAACAGCUGCCCUGGCUGAGUGUCCAGCCCCCGUGCCACCACCAGGCCCCCCGGGAACAGGGGCAGCUUCAGGAGGCCAAGCCGCUGACCAGGAAGGUGGAACCGAGACACCCACCUGCCCCCAGCCUGUGCCGUCGCCCUCCACCCAAGGCUUCGGCAGGAAGGACAGCCUCCUCCAGAUCCUGGAGAACCCAGAGCUCCAGCUGCAGCUCGAUGGCUUUGGGGCCCCCACUCCAUCCUGCCCAGACGGGAGUGCCCUGCCUGGCCGCCCCCUCCCCGGGGCUCCUCUCGGGGCCAGCCCCGCCGGAAGCAGCGGGGAGCCCCACAUGCAGCUGGUGGCGGGGACCAAUUUUGUCCACCUCCCACCGGCCCCUGGCUCCGCCCCAGGCGUCCACCUGGAUCUGGGCAACUGCUACCAGGUCCUGACCUUGGCCAAGAGGCAGAAGCUGGAGGCGCUGCAGGAGGCAGCCUACAAGGUGAUGAGUGACAACUACCUUCAGGUCCUGCGCAGCCCAGAUGUCUAUGGGUGCCUGAGCGGGACCGAGCGGGAGCUGAUCCUCCGGCGCCGGCUGCGGGGCCGCAAGCACCUGGUGGUGGCCGAUGUGUGCCCCCAGGAGGGCUCCGGCCGCCUCUGUUGCUAUGAUGAGGAGCGGGACGCCUGGCACCCGCUGGUCCAUCUGCCCCCCGAGGCUGUGUCCCGAGGCUGUGCCCUCUGCAGUCUCUUCAACUACCUCUUCGUGGUGUCUGGCUGCCAGGGGCCUGGGCAGCAGCCCUCCAACCGCGUCUUCUGCUACAACCCGCUGACGGGGAUCUGGAGCGAGGUGUGCCCGCUGAACCAGCCCCGGCCGCACUGCCGGCUGGUGGCCCUGGACGGCCACCUGUAUGCCAUCGGGGGCGAGUGUCUGAACACGGUGGAAUGCUAUGACCCCCGCCUGGACCGCUGGACCUCCGUCCCACCACUCCCCGGCGACACGUUCGCCCUGGCACACAUGGCCGCGGCAUGCGCCGGUGAGAUCUUCGUCACGGGUGGCACCCUGCGCUACUUGCUACUCCGAUUCUCCGUCCGGGAGCAGCGCUGGCAGGCCGGCCCCACGGGGGGCGGCAAAGACCGCACGGCCGAGAUGGUGGCGGUCAACGGCUUCCUCUACCGGUUUGAUUUCAAUCGCAGCCUGGGCAUCAGCGUGUACCGCUGCAGCGCCAGCGCCCGCCUCUGGUACGAGUGCGCCAGGGACCGGACACCGUACCCCGACGCCUUCCAGUGCGCCGUGGUGGGGGACCUCAUCUACUGCGUGGGGCGCCGGCGCACACUCUGCUUCCUGGCCGACCACGUCUCGCCCAGGUUUGUGCCCAAGGAGCUGCGGAGCUUCCCCUCCCCGCGGGGCACCCUCCUGCCCACCGUCCUGACCCUGCCCGUCCCUGAUGUGCCUCAGACCAGGGUCUAG